Erigeron canadensis is the source of this 1306-nucleotide messenger RNA. RefSeq names its product replication protein A 70 kDa DNA-binding subunit D-like. The record is from RefSeq and is a predicted model, not a curated record. The transcript is spliced from 7 exons. Lineage: Eukaryota; Viridiplantae; Streptophyta; Magnoliopsida; Asterales; Asteraceae. Bases 797 to 1141 code for a protein of 114 amino acids.
CGAUCCAAAACCCUAGACCGCCACAAACCACCACUGGACAUCUUCAUCAUCCAAAACUGUUCCUCGACGUCGGUAAUCAACGUCAAACACUCUCCCCGACUUCCUCUUCAUCUUCCUUCGAUCUAAUUUGUCCGAUUCGUAUUAUCAUUCGCUACCGAAAUUCAAGUUCAAUUAACCUCGCCGCCGUCAAUUAGAACAGUAAAUGAUUUCGUUUUCUUAAUCAAUGGAGGAAGACGAUGUGAUAAGUGAUGAGGAAAUCGAACAAAUAAUAAAAGUACUCAGGAUACGCUGCCGCUCCUUUCGCUUCUUCGCUUUAACGUUUUCAUCAGUUCAAAGGUCAUUGAUAAGUCAUUUGGUUUUAAUACUGCUGUUGAAGAAGCCCAACGUGCUAUUAACGCUGCACAUGUCAAAGCAGAGAGUGCAAAAAACGGCAUAGGGGUAGUCAAACUAAUGGGGCGCUACAACGGUUAACUUAACCUCCAAUCGAUGUGGAAAUUUUAGAGGUGGCAAAAUGGCUGCAACAUACCGGUUGCCUCUCUGAAUCUUCUGUCUUGAAUUGUUGUCUCAGUAUGCAACUCUUGCAAGCCGCGAUGUACACUUAUGCUUGAUACUUGAAUCACCUUUCUUUCUAGAAGGUGAAGGUGGGCUUUUCGAAUAUGUAAAGAAACUGGUCAAGGAACACGGACACAUGGUUAUUGUUGUAGCUGAAGGAGUCGGUCAAGAGCUUGUUGCAGAAAGCAAUAAUUGUUCAACCGCAAAAGUUGUUUCAGGAAACAAAUGACUUAAAGAUGUUGGAAUGUGGCUUUCUGACAAUAUUAAGGAUCACUUCGCAAGAAAGAGCAACAUGUCAAUUACACUUAAAUACAUUGGUGGAUCGAUCAGGUAUAUAUUGAGUGCAAAUUUUUCUGAAGCAAGUGGCGAAGCUUGGUUUUCGGUUUUUAGUGAAGAAGCUGAGAAAAUAAUUGACUGGUCGGUUGAUGAGCUUGAUAAAAUGAAGUCACAGGAUGACUUGACAGAAUUCCAAACACAACUUAAAAAGGUAACAUGGGUGCCUCAUCUUUUCCGUGUAAUGGUUGCUCCAGUUGAUUUUGCAGCGGAAUCCAAGUUUUUGCUGGAUGAGAUAUCUUCAAUGAAAGUUUAAUAUUAUUGGUCUCUACAUUGAGUCAGUUCCAUGUCCUUAAAAGAUGUAUCUACGUAAACUUAGUUUUUGGUGAAGGUUAUAGUUUGGUUAGGCUUAUUAUGUUGGAUCUAUGUGCAUUGCACCUUUUCAUAUGAAAAAGUAUUUUAAUGGCUAAUUUUUGAAGUA